CAGGGGUACAGGGAGGCCUGAGCCCAUGGAACCCUUCCCUGGUUACAUCCCUCUAAUGACCUCUCUCUUCCCACAGAUUCCCAUGACUACAGAAGCACUUGUGGACUGUACGCAGGGCUGUGUGACCUUUGAGGACGUGGCCAUUGACUUCUCCCAGGAGGAGUGGGGGCUCCUAGAUGAGUCUCAGAGACGCCUGUACCAUGACACAAUGCUGGAGAACUUUGCACUUAUAGCCUCUCUGGUUUGUUGGCAUGGAACAGAGAAUGAAGAGACACCUUUUGAGCAGAGUGUUUCUAUAGAAGCUUUCUCACAGGUCAGGACUCCAAAAGCAGGUCCAGCCACCCAGAAGACUCACCCCUGUGAGAAGUGUGUCCCAAUCUUGAAAGACAUUUUGCACUUGGCUGAUCUACUUGGGCAGAAACCAUACUUGGUUGGGGCAUGUGCAGACCUACACCAGCUUCAGAAGCGUUCCAGUGCAGAGAAAAGGGAUGUGGAUAGAGCAUCAUUUGUUAAGAGCUGUAUAUUCCAUGUGUCAGGGAAUCCCUUCGCCUGUAGGAAGAUUAGAAAGGAGUUCCCGGUCAUGCUGGGGCUGCUUCAGCACCAGGACAUUCCCAACAGUGAGAAGUCAAACAAAAUCACCAAGCAUGAGGAGGCCUUUCAUGGUGGAAAAAAUCAUUACAAGUUGCGUGAAUGUGGGAAAACUUCCAGCCACAAACACAGUCUUGUUUAUCACCCAAGAGUCUCCACUAGAAAAAGAGUUUAUGAGUCUAGCAAAUAUGGGAAAGCCUUCUGCUGUAAGUACUCACUUGUUCAGCUCCAGAGACUCCACACUGGGGAAAGACCUUAUGAGUGCAGUGAAUGUGGGAAAUCUUUUAGGCAAAGAGCCACCCUCAUUAUACACCAGAGAGUUCACACUGGAGAAAGGCCUUAUAAGUGUGGUGAAUGUGGGAAAUCCUUUAGUCAAUGCUCCAACCUUAUUGAACACUGCAGAAUUCACAGUGGAGAAAGGCCUUAUAAGUGUGAAGAAUGUAAGAAAGCCUUUGGGUGUAAAUCCAAUCUUGUUCGGCACCAGAGAACUCACACUGGAGAAAAGCCUUAUGAGUGCAGCGAAUGUGGGAAAUUCUUUAGACAAAGCUUCACCCUUGUUCAACACCGGAGAAUUCACACCACAGCAAGGCCUUAUGUGUGUGUCCAGUGUGGGAAAUCCUUUAGUCAAAGAGCCACUCUCAUUAGACACCAGAGAGUUCAUACUAGUGAAAGGCUUUAUGAGUGCAGGGAAUGUGGGAAAGCCUUUGGAUCUAAAUCCAAACUCGAUCGGCACAACAGAAGUCACACAGGAGAAAGGCCUUAUGAGUGCACUGAAUGUGGGAAAUCUUUCAGACAAAGCUACAGCCUUGUUGAACACCAGCGAAUUCACAGUAGAACAAGGCCUUUUGAGUGUGGCCAGUGUGGGAAGUCCUUUAGCAGAAGAGCCAUCUUCACUAAACACCAGAGAAUUCACACUGGAGAAAGGCCUUAUAAGUGUGGUGAAUGUGGGAAAUCCUUUAGUCGAAGCACCAGCCUUAUUCAGCACUGCAGUAUUCACACUGGAGCAAGGCCUUAUGAGUGUGGCCAAUGUGGGAAAUCCUUUAGGCAAAAGUCUGUUCUCAUUCAACACCAGGUAGUUCACACUGGAGAAAGGCCUUAUGAAUGCAGCAGAUGUGGCAAAUCCUUUAGCCAACGCUCCAGCCUCAAUCUCCACCGAAAAUUUCACACCAUGGAGAAGCCCUAUGAGCGCAGGAAAUAUGGGAAAUCCUUCACUCCAACAUCUAACAGUUAGCACCAGAAAGUCCACACUUUAGAAAGGCCUUAGACCUGAAGGAAAUGUGCUGUCUCCUUGUUCACUGUAAUGGCACUAGACAGCUUUUGUGAGGGAGCCACCUGCCUGAAGUUGAACCUCAUACUUCCAAACAUGCAGAGGGGUGAAAUUCCCCAUGAGUUCCAGACAUGUAUGAGGCUUACAGGAGCUGCAUUGCACACUGUAAACUCCCCAGGGCCCUUGCCAGAGUUACAUCACUGCCAGUAUCUCUGCUAGAAGCCAUCUCACCUCUUCCACCUUGCACAGUGUUUCCUUGGUCACCCCAAUGUGCUAAGGAAAAGCAGACUUCUGAGCUCUCUCUCCCAGUCCCUGGAGGAAAUCUUGAGC
Messenger RNA from Ceratotherium simum simum (southern white rhinoceros), 2185 nucleotides. RefSeq lists its product as uncharacterized. The record is from RefSeq and is a predicted model, not a curated record. NCBI's taxonomy places the organism in Eukaryota, Metazoa, Chordata, Mammalia, Perissodactyla, Rhinocerotidae. Gene Ontology annotation, molecular function: DNA-binding transcription factor activity, RNA polymerase II-specific; RNA polymerase II cis-regulatory region sequence-specific DNA binding. Gene Ontology annotation, biological process: regulation of DNA-templated transcription.